Messenger RNA from Lutzomyia longipalpis, 3272 nucleotides. RefSeq names its product glucose dehydrogenase [FAD, quinone]-like. The transcript has a single exon. Bases 935 to 2806 code for a protein of 623 amino acids. The record is from RefSeq and is a predicted model, not a curated record. Lineage: Eukaryota; Metazoa; Arthropoda; Insecta; Diptera; Psychodidae. Gene Ontology annotation, molecular function: oxidoreductase activity, acting on CH-OH group of donors; flavin adenine dinucleotide binding.
AUGAAAAUAAGCUGUAUGUAUAUUCUCUGAGUAUAUUGUAUUUUUUUUAAUUUGCAAUCUCGGCUCCAUUAAUCUUGAAAUUUUUCUCCCUCCUCAACUUCCAUACACAUUUAUAUUUUUUCCGGCCAAAAAGCCGGAAGAAAGUCCACCUCAAAAUCGAAGAACGAGUUGCAAUGUAGCCAUUGCAGACACCGCGAUAAGGUGAGUCCGGUGUGUCGAGGUGAAAAAAUACCCAUUGAUGGAAAACAAAAUUGAAAAAUUAGGCGAUUGUGUAAUGGAAAAACUAUAUGGAGGUAUGUUUAUAUGUAUAAAAUUUGAAAAAUAAAUUUUGAGAGCGGAAUGAGUUUGAAGAAAAAUUUAAAAAUUCAAGAAACUUGUUUCCUGCACAUUUCGUGACCCCCAAGGACUCCACCAUGCGUAUUGGUGUGUGCGUUGGUCAGUGUCACAAAAAGCACCGUACAAGAGUGGCUUAUGGAGUCUCUCAUAUGUGGCGAAAAUUUAAUAUGCAUCACCUUUUUUUCCUCCAUUUAUUCUCAACACCAUGUGCCCGUGAGAAUCUUAUAAAUAUAGACGGGGGAAACUCACUGCUUCAUUCUCACAUCAACACCGACUCACGACCGGAUCGCUUGUGCAUUCUCGCGGUAGCCGAUAGUCCAGAUAGUGAAUGGGAAUUUAUGCUAAAUUCAACAAUUAAAACAUUUUUUUUUUAUUAUUUAAUUCCAUUUAAAUAUGUGACGAUGUUGUGUGCUUAGAUAAAUUGCAAGUGAGUGAAGAUGAGAUUGCAAAUUCUCAGAACUUUAAGAAGAUCAAGUGUGUGAGCCCCCCAAUUUCCGGGUUAAGAGUUUUCGCGCCAAAGGACGUGCAAUGAGUGACUGAUUAAGAACCUUUGGAGUUUUAAGUUUUUCUUUAAAAAGCAAAGUGAAGUGGUGCAAAAAUGUGGAUAAAAAGAAUAUUUCUAAUUGCUGUGAUCUUGAUUGAUUACACGGUGUGUCAAUUUCUACCACCUGGACAAGCCAUCAUUGAUUCCGUUUUCUCAAUUAAGAACUUCCUCGAAGACGGCGGACAGAGGCUCACGUUUGAGCAGGAUAAUUACUUUAUAAAUCAAGAAUAUGAUUUCGUAAUAGUUGGUGCUGGAUCAGCGGGAUGUGUGCUGGCGAAUCGUCUCUCGGAGAAUCGUGAUUGGAAGAUACUUCUCCUGGAAGCUGGUCCACGGGAGAAUCUCCUCAUGGAUGUCCCCAUGUUUGUGCACUAUCUCCAACAAACCAAUGCCGAUUGGCACUACAAGACGGAAAGUUCCAAUGGUUCGUGCCUUGCCAUGGUGAACAAUCAGUGCAAGUGGCCACGUGGGAAGGUCAUGGGGGGAUCCAGUGUGCUCAAUUAUAUGAUCUACACACGCGGCAAUCGUCGAGAUUAUGACAAGUGGGCCGCAAUGGGGAAUUCCGGGUGGAGUUGGAAUGAUGUUCAUCCCUACUUCCAAAAACUCGAGAAGAGUCAUAUAAAAGACGGUGUGCCCGGAUAUUUGGGCACUGAUGGCCCAAUGGCGAUCUCCUAUCCCAAUUGGCAUACAAAAAUUGCCAAAGCUUUCAUAAAGGCGGGCAUUGAGAAUGGUGCAUCAUACGUAGACUACAAUGGCCCUACGCAAAUAGGCUAUUCGUAUUUCCACACAACCACUGAAAAUGGUAUAAGAAAAAGCUCCAAUGCUGCCUAUAUUUAUCCCAUUCGUGGAACAAGAACAAAUCUUCACAUAAAGAAAGAGAGCUUCGUCACGAGGAUACUAAUUGAUCCACAAACAAAGCGAGCUCAUGGGGUGGAAUUUGUGAAUGGGAAAAAAACCUACCAGGUGUUUGCUAGGAAGGAGGUAAUAAUGUCUGCGGGAGCUAUAAAUAGCCCACAGUUACUUAUGCUGUCGGGAAUUGGGCCAGGAGAUCACCUCCGUGAGCAUGGUAUUACACCAUUAGUCGACCUAGCCGUGGGCUACAAUCUCAUGGACCACACUGCAGUUCCUAUAGCCUUAACAGUCAAUGCUAGUUCUAUGUUUAUUGAGAAUGUCGCCACGGUGCCCAAUCUAAUAAGAUACGAGAGAGAAAGAAAAGGUCCAAUCUCCUCCAUUGGAGCAUGCGAAGCUGUGGCUUUCUAUGACUUUGAUCGACCCACAGACCCAGAUGGAUGGCCAGAUAUUGAACUCUUCCAGCUCGGAGGUCCCCUCUAUGGGGACUCAAUCUAUCGAGACAACUUCAACAUUCGCACAUCAAUCUAUGCUACAAUCUACAGUGAAAUGGAGAAACAGGCACAGAAUGGAUUUCAAAUUUGGCCCAUGAUUCUUCGACCAAAGAGUCGCGGGAGGAUUACGCUACGGAGUAGGGAUCCAUUUGCCCACCCACGCAUCUAUGCGAAUUACUUCUCAGAUCCACGAGACGUCCGUACCGUUAUACGGGGAGUGAGAAAAGUGCAGGAGUUGGCGAAGAUGCCCGCAUUGGCGCAAAUUGGUGCAAAAUUAAUUGACUACGAGCACCCGGUGCCAACAUGUGCUCACCAUGGCAUUGAUUCGGACAACUACUGGGACUGUGUGAUUCGUCACCUGACCUUUACCAUCUACCACUACUCCGGGACAUGCAAAAUGGGCCCCCAGAGCGAUCCAACAGCUGUCGUGGAUUCACGUCUCCGUGUCUAUGGCAUCAGCAAUCUCCGUGUCAUUGAUGCGAGCAUCAUACCAGAAAUUCCAGCGGGUCACACCAAUGGGCCCACACUCAUGAUAGCCGAACGUGCGGCUGAUUUUAUUAAGGAAGACUGGAAUUAUGCACAGUGAAGGAGAAUCAAAGCACAAAAUUAAUGCCCCCUUCUUGCUGUUUUAGGCGACUGAAGAGGGGAAAAGUCAAGGAAAGACGCACAAAAGUAAAUGUAAGACCAAGACAUAAACAAAAAAAAAAGAAACGUAGAUCUAUCACUAAUUUAUAUACGGAAAAUUAAUCAUUAAGGCAAUAUAUAAUGUUUAGGAAGAAGCAAAAAAAAAGUUAGAAUACUCAAAAACCUCAAAAAAUGUGAUUAAGUGUGGCAAUUUUGUACAAAUUGCUCUCAGAUAAGUUAAGUUAUUUUUUCUUUAAUAAAUAAUUUCGUAAAUUAAGAGAAAAAACCAUCAACGCUUAACUAUUUCUGUGAACUAAAUAAAUGUGAGAUUAAAUGAAAAUGCGGAGAAAAGUAUGUAUAAGAGAUAAUGGAGAUAAUUGUAUUUAAUUGCCAGUAAAUUGAUUAAAAGACCACGAAAAUCAAGAAAA